This is a messenger RNA of Cryptomeria japonica (Japanese cedar), 1043 nucleotides long. Its product is annotated as cytochrome P450 76T24-like. The record is from RefSeq and is a predicted model, not a curated record. The transcript has a single exon. Bases 1 to 900 code for a protein of 299 amino acids. Gene Ontology annotation, molecular function: iron ion binding; monooxygenase activity; oxidoreductase activity, acting on paired donors, with incorporation or reduction of molecular oxygen. NCBI's taxonomy places the organism in Eukaryota, Viridiplantae, Streptophyta, Pinopsida, Cupressales, Cupressaceae.
AUGAUUAUAAAGACGAAACAUUUGAAGGGUGUGUAUGAUUUUGUGGAUUUGAUCCUACAGAAAAGACUCGCAUCUGUUAGCCAAAGCCUUGAGCGGAAUGACUCUAAGAAGGAUUUUCUGGAUGUCCUGCUGGAUUUCAGAAGCGAAGACUUCAAUCUCGUUGAUAUUCGAGCCCUGAUAACCGUAAGUACUGAAAAGACCCAAAAAAAAGUUUCACAAAUUUCUGAUAUUUUAGCCAGAACGUCUUACUGUGGUAACGUUUUGCAGGACUUGUUUGUUGCCGGUACUGAAACCACUACUACAACAAUAGAAUCGGCCAUGGCAGAAUUCAUUCACAAUCCGCAGAAAUUAAAUCGAGUGCGACAAGAAUUGGAUGAUGUAGUCGGUUGCAAUAGAAGAGUGGAAGAAUCUGAUCUAGAUCAUCUGCCUUAUCUAAAUGCAGCCGUGAAGGAAAUUUUCCGAUUGCAUCCGACCGUUCCUCUGCUGCUCCCCCACAAAGCUGAGAGCUCCUGCGUGAUUGGAGGAUUUGUGGUACCCAAAAACAGCCAGGUGAUAUUGAACGUGUGGGCCAUUGGGAUGGACCCUGCAAUUUGGAAGAGGCCUUCAGAAUUUGUGCCGCAGAGAUUUUUGGAGGGUGAGAAUAGCAGGAUCGAUUACAGGGGUCAAAACUUUGAGCUGAUUCCAUUUGGAUCGGGAAGAAGAAUUUGUCCAGGGCUUCCGUUGGCAAGUCGUAUGAUUAAUUUUGUUUUAGCUUCAUUACUUCAUUCAUUUGAGUGGAAACUUCCAGAUGAGACGUGCUUCGAGCAGAUGGACAUGGCGGAGGAGUUUGGAGUUACGCUAAAGAAGGGUGUAGAAUUAAAAGCAAUCCCUGUACCCCGUCUGCCACAUCAUCUAUACUAGCGGUCCGCGAUAAGUAUUAACUUGAUCAAGUAUGUAGCUCUUUUUUUUUUGGUUCUCUUCGAUGCUGUUUAAACAAUUUUCUUCGGGUAUUGUAUUCGACUUUUGGACGUAAAUUGUGUAGUUUGAAUCAUGAGUAAAGUUGG